AUGCCGACUGGAAGUGGGGAAGGCGAAGCAGGGGAUGCUUCCCAAGGGAGCUCUGGAGGUGGCUUAGGCCACCUACCCUGGCAACAGAUCCCGAAAUUUGUCCCAGGGGUGAGAAAUGUUGACAAGUAUGUGGGUCGACUUAAGUUCUUGAAGGAACUCUGGCCACCUGAACAUAUCCAUCUACUGGGUCCACGGGCAGCUUUGCAAGUGGAAGGGUCCGCCUUUCAGAAGAUUAGCAGGAUCUCGCCCGAAAAGCUUCGACAAGUCGAUGGAGUGAAGAUCUUGGUUGAGUCCCUCGGCGGCUCGUGGGGCCGCACGCAGCAAGAGGAGAAGUACCACUUCUUCGAGCAGGCGAUUUUCCAAGUCGCCCAACGCAGCGACGAGACCAAUGAUAGCUAUGUGGCCAGGCAUGACGCCUUCUUUGAAGAGCUCAUUGCUCGCAACGUCACCCUGGAGGAAGUUCGAGCCUACAUCCUCCUUCGCCACUCGCAGCUGGCAGCCGAAGACAAGAAGAAGGUAGUGGUGGACGCCCGAGGAAACCUGACCUAUGGCGACACCGUCAAGGCCAUUAGAUUGUUGGGUUCCAAGUUCUUCGGAGACCUUCAGAACCGGCAUGCGGCCGGCAGCGCCAAGACCAGCGAGAGGACCAAGGUGUAUGACAUUCACUUCACAGAGGACAGCGCCGCUGAGGAGACGUUCUACAGCAGUGUCCCCGCCGAGGAGGAGUUUGACGAUGAAGAGCUGCUCUGUUACUUCCUGGAGCAGAACGUCGAAGAUGCUGUGUACAUUGCGGAGUUCGAGGACUCGAGAGUAGACCCAAUCCAGGAGAGCAACCUCGCCCCCGUGUAUGUGUCGUAUCAAGAAGCCCGACAAAAGUUGCGGGACAAAGCCAAAGCAAGGGGAUUUUGGCCUUCCUCUUCCGCCUCUUCCUCGAAAGGCAAGCACAAAGGGAAGGGGCCAGGCAAGAAGGGGAAAGGUUACCCCUCAGCAUCGGCAUGGGGAGGUGGCCGAGGCAGAACGCUCGCAGACCGCAUCGCGAGCUCUUCUUGCCGCUUGUGUGGCGCACGUGGACAUUGGAAAAGGGAAUGUCCUAGACGGACAAGCCUCCCCAACACCCGAGAAGACAACCGAACGGAGGUGACCAACUACACCACGGACCUCGAGAAGCACGACCUUCCAUUCCCAGAGGUUCUCCAGACUUUGCCGCCAGAAGCCGUGUACUACAUGGAGGAAGACACAGACGCUGACAUGCACACCAGCGAAGAGGACAUGCCAGAGCCACACACGGAGGACACCGGGAAAGCCGGCGACAGCGCAGAAUGGUAUAAACAAGAGCGCUUGCAAGCCACCGAUCACCAUGAAGUUGCAGCAGCUUCCAAAAGCAGUGUUCCAACCACACGCACCCAGCAGCAGCUGACCACUCAGCAUGAUUGCCCGCUGAGCCGAAAGGAUGCCCGCAAGCUUCAGGAGACUCUGGAAGGGUCAACGGAAGCAGCCAGUCUCGACGAAUCCUUGUCGGGACAGGAAGAUGCUACUCUGGACGAGAGCCAGAUCAACUUGCAGCACUUCCUGGAGAUGGGCUAUGUUCGACCUCCCAAUGUGGGGACCCUGCGAGAGUGGGGGCAGGAGCUCCUGCCCUCAGGCAAGCAUCGGACCCAUGCCGUACGCUGCCUACAUGGCUCGGAAAACCACGCUCACCAGUGCCUGGGCCCGAUCCUACCAAAACUUCGCCAUUGCAAAGUUCAAGGCACUUGCCGAAGCCUGAAGCCAGGCUCCAUCCCGAAGGACCCGGAGACGACCAAGCCGGUUCCGGAGGACGAGGAGUGGAAGCUCUGCCCAGCACAGGAGCCAACAUCCAGUGCGACAGGAUCGACAAGCGUGGCAACGGGCAGCCACCGGAGCAAGCGGGCAAGUGUAGGGACAACCAGUGGUCCCAUGAAGGCGGACAUGACGGCGGAGCAGCGACUCGAUCUCCUCACCAAACAGGCGCUCCUGCGCCGCGAGCUGACGCAGUUGGAGCAGACUCUCGGGGAGGGCAAAGAGAGGUCGCAGCCGACCAGUGCGCGCGCCGGAGAAGCCGGCGAUCCGACUCUGCAUUCCCUUGCCGUCUGUGAAAGAAUCGAUGCUUAUGUCCAGCUGAUUGAAGAACAGUUGGCAGAAAUCUAA
This is a messenger RNA of Symbiodinium pilosum, 2166 nucleotides long. Lineage: Eukaryota; Dinophyceae; Suessiales; Symbiodiniaceae. The record is from the annotation of a GenBank genome assembly.